AUGGAUAAACCCGCGUCGUCCACAACCCCGUCAGACUCGGUCAUCACCAUCCCCGAUAUACCCGAAAAGGCGACCCUCGACAGUCCAACACCACCACCACAACCACUCUCUCCAGGCUCCAAAAUCGAGAUCGAUGCACCAAACCAAAUGGGUGGCGAUAAUGGAGUGGUGACACCGCCCUUCAAGGAACUCAUUCUCGUCCUGAUUGGUCUCAUGCUGGGCCUCCUCAUGUCGUCGCUUGAUCAAACCAUCGUCGCGGUCUGCACCACCAAGAUUGCGAACGAUUUUGAUUCUCUGGGCGAGAUCCCUUGGGUCGGUACCACUUACCUGUUGACAUCCACCACCGUUCAGCCUCUCUACGGCCGGUUCUCAGACAUCUUUGGUCGCAAGACCACCUACCUCUUCGCGAUCGUCGUCUUUCUGAUCGGCUCUGCCCUCUGCGGUGCCUCCCAGAACAUGACCAUGCUGAUCGUCUCUCGCGGCAUCGCUGGUAUCGGUGCUGGCGGCAUCAUGUCAACCGCCAUGAUCAUCGUCACGGGCUUGGUCUCGCUGCGCGACCGCGGCAAGUACCAAGGCUUGUUUGGUGGUGUCUUUGCGGUUUCGUCCGUCAUCGGUCCCCUCCUCGGCGGUGUCUUUACUGAUCAUGCCUCCUGGCGUUGGGCGUUCUUCAUCAAUAUACCCAUUGGGGUGAUUACCCUUGCCGUCAUUGUCAAGCUACUACACUUGCCUCAUGUCAAGGGUUCGUUCAAGGAGAAGGUUAAGCGUAUCGAUGCCCUAGGCGCGAUCACUCUGAUCAUUGGUCUGACCCUCGUCCUCUUGGCCUUGAACUGGGGCGGGUCGACGCACCCCUGGAACUCGAGUCUCAUCAUUGGCCUCUUUUGUGGUGGUUUUGCUAUUCUUUUCGUGUUCUGCAUGAUCGAAUGGAAGCAAGCCCCAGAACCCAUCAUCCCCUUCCGCCUCUUCAAGAGCCGCACUAAUGUCGCUGUCUUUGGUGCGUCUUUCUUCUUGGGCACUGGUUUCUUUGGUAUCAUGUUCUUCAUGCCUCUCUACUUCCAGAUCGUCCGCCAAGAGUCCGCCACAACCGCCGGGCUCGAGAUGCUUCCCCUCGUCGCCGGCUUGGUGAUUUCUUCCAUAUCGUCCGGAAACAUGAUCUCCAGAUGGGGCCAUUACCGUCCCUUCAUCUGGGCUGGGCUCAUCAUCGCUACCACUGGCAUUGGUCUCAUCACCCUCCUCCAGGUCGACUCCAACCGGGGUUCCCAGAUCGGAUUCAUGCUGGUCAUCGGUCUCGGUCUCGGUCUUUGCCUGCAGACCGUCUUGGUCGCCAUCCAAUCUGCAGUCCACAUGAAGGACAUCGCCGUCGCCACUGCCAACACAACAUUCUUCCGCACUGUCGGCUCAGUGAUGGGUGUGGCGAUUGUCGGAACGGUCUUCAACAAUGGGGUUCAUAAGCAUCUGGAACCUAUUAUUGCAAUCCACCCCGAGGUCGUAGCAGUAAUUCAGAACUCUUAUUUGGCCCCCUCGUUUGGUCCUGUCGUUGAGCGGCAGAUCUUGGAGGCGUAUAUGGAGGCUCUUCGGUCGGCUUUUAGGGUCUCGAUCCCCCUGAUGGGUGCUGGGUUCUUGUGCAGCUUAUUUAUUGAGCACCACAAGUUGCGUCGUCCCGGUGGUCCCCCUCGCGGUCCCGGUGGUCCUGGAAGUUCAGGAGGUGCUGCUACCAGUGGUGGUCCUCCUUCAUCGACAUAA
This is a messenger RNA of Linnemannia hyalina, 1740 nucleotides long. NCBI's taxonomy places the organism in Eukaryota, Fungi, Mortierellomycota, Mortierellomycetes, Mortierellales, Mortierellaceae. The record is from the annotation of a GenBank genome assembly.